This is a messenger RNA of Ictalurus punctatus (channel catfish), 4170 nucleotides long. RefSeq names its product cAMP responsive element binding protein 3-like 1 (gene creb3l1). Gene Ontology annotation, molecular function: cAMP response element binding; DNA-binding transcription factor activity, RNA polymerase II-specific. Lineage: Eukaryota; Metazoa; Chordata; Actinopteri; Siluriformes; Ictaluridae. The record is from RefSeq and is a predicted model, not a curated record. The transcript is spliced from 12 exons. Gene Ontology annotation, biological process: regulation of transcription by RNA polymerase II. The coding region runs from base 268 to 1869 and encodes 533 amino acids.
GGGACAGCGCUGAUGAAUGAGACAUUUAGCAGAGACACGCGCACACGGCUCGCGUUAAUUCACUCAGACUGAACCGGACAGUGAAUCCAGCAGCUGUUAAUCCGACUCGGAUGACGGAGACAUCACAGAUCAGACGAGUGCGAGUGGCUUAGGCUGCAGAAGGGCUGCAAUUUUCUGUCUGAUUUUACUGUCUGAUUGUAGAUUUUGGUGUGCAUCUUCACGCAUUUGAGACAUUAUUCAUCCAAUCGAGUUCCCUUCAUCACCAAUAUGGACACCAUAUUGGACAGUUUCACCUCGGACAAACUUUUCCCUAAUCCCAACCUGUUGGACCUGGAGGACCUGAACGAGUCCGACUUUCUCACUAAUGUGCACUUCUCAGAGCAGAUGGAGGAUUUCUCCAAUGAGCUCUUCAGCAGUUUUUUCGAUGAUCACCUGCUAGCUGAGAGGACGCCGCUGCUAGACAUGGAGCUUGAGCCACCGAACCCCGACAUCCAGCAGGAGCACAGCUACUCCCUCAGCGGUGACUCGGCUCCUCAGAGUCCCUCCAUGCCCAUCAAAUCAGAUGACGAUGCAGAGGGCAUGUGGGCAUUCAGUCAGGACUUGACUGCCAUCCUGGUAAAACAGGAACCCAACCUCCUGUCUGAGCCAUCCCCUGGACCAGCGACCCCUAUGCCUACUUCUAGCAGUGCCACCCAGCCGAUCACCCUCAACCCACCACCACAGAGACGCCACAAUCACGAGAAGGUGGCCCUAGAACAGAACUCAAACACAGUACCUACUAUCAAAGCAGAACCCAGAGAGGUCAACCAGUUCCUCAGUGUCCCCACAGAGGAGCACCUGCAGCUCCCCCCGACUCCUCCCAGCAGUCACGGCAGCGACAGCGACGGAUCGCAGAGUCCUCAUUCGCUGCCUCCAUCCAGCCCUGCCCGCAUGCAGAGUCCUCAUUCGCUGGCACCCUCGAGCCCCGCCCGCCUCCAGAGUCCUCAUUCGCUAGCACCCUCCAGCCCUGCCCGCCACCCGGCUCGCUCCUCCACAGCCAUCUCAUCCUCUCCACUGCUCACUGCUCCACAUAAGUUACAGGGCACGUCAGGUCCACUGAUGCUCACGGAAGAGGAGAAGCGGACGCUGAUGGCUGAAGGUUACCCCGUCCCUAACAAACUCCCGCUGACCAAGACAGAGGAGAAAGCCCUCAAACGAGUUCGCAGGAAAAUCAAAAACAAGAUCUCAGCACAGGAGAGCCGUCGCAAGAAGAAGGAGUAUGUGGAGUGUCUGGAGAAAAAGGUGGAGAACUACACUUCGGAGAACAAUGAAUUAUGGAAGAAGGUGGAGACACUCGAAAGUGCAAACAGGUCUUUGCUGCAGCAGUUACAGAAGCUUCAGGCUCUAGUCAGUGGCAAAGUACCUCGAUCCUGUAAGAUGGCGUCCACACAGACCGGGACCUGUCUCAUGGUGGUGGCGCUGUGUUUUGUGCUGGUUUUGGGCUCGCUGGCUCCCUGCCUGCCUGAACUCUCACUCUACUCUCCUUCCUCCUCAUCCUCACCAUCACACACGGUGAAGUCCGGCCCGCUUCCCGCGACUCACCUCUACACCACCAGCCAGGUCCGCUCCCGCAGCCUGCUCUUCUAUGAGGAGGGUUCCCCGCUGGAGAACAGCCACAGGGGCGUGCUGAGUGUAAAGGGGGGGGAGGGGGAGCCACACCAAUACACACAGGACCUGAAAGAGACCCACAAGCAGACUCACGCUCACAUCAGUACGUACCUGAACCCAACACAGUCCAACAAGAACAGCAGUGGCACCCCCCUCCUCCACCGGGAACAACACUACCAUACACGACAGCAUGAUCCUGAUGGAGGUGCUGAAUAUUUCUAACCCCUCUGAGCGGAGCUGCCUACAUCACGCAGGCCUCCGCUGACCUUCGACCCCACGUCAUCCAGGCCCUACUCCCAGUGGCGCUCCCUAGUGUUACCACUCUUUCGCUCUACAAAACCAGGACAUCGUACACCACUCUCAGACACACAGCCUGGACACACCAACGUGCAAAAAGAAGACAGAGAAGAGACAACAGAAAAACGAUCCGGAGUGAACGAGUGACGGAGCGAGCGAGGAAGCCGCUCUUCUCUCUAAAAUCACACCAAAUUAGUAUUCCUGUUCCUAAGAUUUCUUUUCCUCUCUGUUCCCUUUCCAAAAAAAACAAACAAAACAACAACAACAUUCCAGUACUGGUGGAAAAACAGGUGCCUGGUGUUCUGAGCAUUCAUUUCUUUUUCACUUUCAUAACAGAGUUCAUUUUAUGUGCCAAAAGUGUUAAACAGAACGACAAGAUCUUGGUGCAGCUUGUUCGGCAGUGUUUUACGAUGGGCAGCGCUUCCUUGACUGGGCGUGGCUAAGGCUCAGAGAAUUUCGUUCCAAUUCCCAGUUGACUGACGGACGUUUUCAGAUCUUCUCAACAUCUCCCACUCAUAAAGCCUGAUUCGAAACAGAAAUGUGAUUACGUUGAUUUGUUUUAACAUCUACAUUGUGAUUUUGAAAUGGAAUAUUUCCAUGUCUACGUACAUGAAUCAUGUCAUGUCUAAUACUUCUGGCACAAACUUAAGCUCAUACUUUAAUUAAAAGCAGUGUAUUCUUCUUUUUUUUAAUCACUACGACACAAGAUCGGUUGAUGCGUUGAGUUAAAGCUGGACUGCACUUGUUUUGCACUAGGAAAACUAAUUGAUUUAAGUGCCUUCAAGUUCUUUUUUUUCCAUGUAGUCAUAUUUAAGAUGUACUAUUUUCUUAACCUCCAGUCUUCUCUCUUAGAUUCUUUUAGCUUAAUACGAAUUAAUAAAGGUAUUUUUUAUUUUUAUUUUCUUUUUUUUUGUACUAUUUUAAAUUUGAAAAUCUAGAUGCAUUUGUACUGAAUUUAAAGUAUCCAUAAUAUAUUCUAGUAUUGUCAGCAUUCCAAAAAGAGCAUAUUUAUUUUAUGCACAAAAAAAAAGAAAAGUGAAAAGUUUUUGUUCUUUUUUUUUUAUUUUUUUUUUAAAAUAAUUGCUAUGGAUGAUGUAAAAUUUACAUGAUCUUUUUUUUUGUCAUAACUGUUAAACAGUUUUUGUGUUAUCUUUAUUCUGUAUAAAGAAAAGAAAGUUUUGUAUAUAGGGUGGUUGGAACCAGGACAAUCAGCAGUAAUGCCAUCAUAGUUAGAAAUCUCCUUUCUUUCAUGCAGAAUAUUGUUUUUAUUUUUUGUUUUGUUUUUAAAUACAUUUUUUACUACGCAGAUACGUACACAUACCUUUACAUUAUACACAUGAGAACCUGGAUACCGUUGAAGUGAAGGCAUUCAUACACAUUUCAAAUGUACAGUGCAUCAUGUAAAACUCAUUUCAGUUAUUUCUAAUGGUGUGAUUAUAUGUGCCAUCAUUCUUACAUCAUGUACAUUAUAGCCAUCAUCCAUAUGAUCUGAUUAUUCUUGUAAAACAAAACAAAAAAGUCACAUGUAAUGCCACCAAUCUAUAGUGCAACUCACAAUCUCCCCAGAUUGUAACACUUUAAAUGGCUUUGUAUUUGGUAAUGAUGAACCACAUCAAGCUGCUGUCCAGGAGGUGAUUUUCUUGUGUUUUCUACCCUAUAGUUUAUCGAAUAGUUGUUCUAUCAUUAGAUUCGUCUCGUCGAAAUUGUUGGAAAAUAUCAACGUGUACAGUAUACUUUUGACAGCGUCAAUGCAACUUUGGGUCUCCGUAAAUAAAUUCGUCCGUCGGGGUUAAAGUCUGGAUCAACACUUCUCUAGAGCUUGGUUCAGAGUUAAUAGAGUUGCCUUGGACUUCCAUAACUCAAGCUAGGUUUCGUGUCUAAAAUACGUGGAGGAGGAAAUGCUUUAAAAAUCUAGAUCUCAGUGUAAUUAUUGUUGGUACCGCCUGUGUCCUCAUCCUUUUUGUUGCCUUUUUGUACAUAUGACAUUGAUGGUCAAUUCUAUCUGUAAAUAUGGAGGAUGUAUUUUUAUAUUUCUGAUGCGCUUUGGUAUUCACUACGCGCCUGGGUGGGGCUUAUGGACCUGAUGCUGAACUGUGGCGCUGUUUCGCUUUCUUGCUGCAUGUUUCUCUCUCUGUGCUUCAAACUUCUGUAUGUUACUGUCUACUGUCUAUAUUAUACCAAAGUAGAGUUAGAAUGAAGCAAAAUACAAAAAUUUGCAGAAGCAAA